AUGAACGGCAGCACCGCUUUCCACGAGAACUUUGCCAGCUUUAUCUACCGGCCGGGCAAGUCCAAGGGCCAGCGACGGACAGACCCCAUGUUCAAGGAGGCCAGCGACGUGCUCUCCACGGCUCUUGCCCUCAAGCAGCGCAACAACGAGGAUGGCAAACCUAUCGCCAAGAGCGGCUGGUGGUGCUGGAGCUGGCGAGUCACCGCCACCGGGGGCUAUGCUAAGAAAUUCCCGGAUAAAACAUCCACAUGGGGUGUCGCUACUGGCUUCAAGCUGCUGUCGGGCUCGACCCUGGACUUGGCAACGCUCAUGAGCCAGAAUGAUCCGGGCUAUAACUUCAAGACCUCUGUUGCCCUUACCAUCGGCUAUGUGCCGGACAUGCCAGGGGUUGCAGGAGUCCGUGCCGGUGUUUCCGUCGGGGGAACGCUCUCGCUGGGACCUGGCAAAAUCGAGAUCAAGAUCACCCUUGGCUUGGGCAUGUCUGCAGCCGUGGAUGCCAAGUGGACCAACAACAUGCUCUGCGGUGGGCCCGAGGUCAUUGGUGUCGCUCCCUGGGACUUCAAGUGCCGUGGUAGUGUAGCGGCUGCUUUUACACUGUUCUGCAAGAAGCUGAACUUCUUGGAUGGCAGCAACGGUGCUACAAUGGAUGAUCCCUGCUCUACUUGGAACAAGUUCUACAAGCAGAACAACGGAGAUGCAGACAUGCCCGGCCAAGGCAGGUCGCAUGAGAAGAAUGCAGACGCGUGCAGAGAGCGCUGCAAGACCGUACGCGGCUGCCAGCACUACUCCUUCUGGAAGGACGGGGGCUGCCACCUCCAGAACUGGGACUCGCACAGGAAAUGGAAGCGUAACUCCGGCAUCAUGACAGGACCUCCUGUUUGCUGCGCCAGGCCCUCCAGCUCAAUCAAGAAGGACAUGUCGGGGCAGGGAAGGAGUGGCGAAGCAGAGUACAUGGGCUGCUGGAAUCGUUGCAAACGCGUGAAAGGCUGCCGAUAUUUCACCUACUACGGGAAGGACGGCGGCUGUCAUCUCGGAGACCGGAACGUCGGCAUCGACCACAACAGUGGCCAGGGCGGCCGAAUCGUCACUGCUGAUGCAUAUUGCAUGGACGAAACCCUGAAGCAACACAAUGUGGUCGGCUUGUUCAACAAGGAGCACAAACGGUUCAUCCGUGUGACCGGCGACCGCCACGUUGAUGCCAGCGGUCGCCGCAACGAUGGAACGCUUCCAGGAGAUUGGGAGUGGGAGAAGUUCACAGUCGUGGAGGCCAAUUGGGGACAAGUAGGCCUCUACUGCACCCAUUUGAACCGAUUCUUGAUGAUGAAGGACGACGGUUCGAUGGGGGUCAGCGAGUGGAGGAAGGUCGACCAGCUGUGGGACGGAGACUCGUGGAUGUUGUUCCGACCAGUGGAAGCUGGCGAUGGAUACUUCGCUUUCCACAACGAAGCGCACAACCGCUACAUUCGGAUGAACCCCGACAGGGUGGUUGAUGCAAGCAACCCGAAGGGUCGUGACGACCUUCCCGACUGGUGGGGUCAGGAGCGCUACAAAAUUGUGGACGUCUGA
This is a messenger RNA of Symbiodinium necroappetens, 1566 nucleotides long. The record is from the annotation of a GenBank genome assembly. NCBI's taxonomy places the organism in Eukaryota, Dinophyceae, Suessiales, Symbiodiniaceae.